Molecule: messenger RNA, 1173 nt
Organism: Cuscuta europaea
Lineage: Eukaryota; Viridiplantae; Streptophyta; Magnoliopsida; Solanales; Convolvulaceae
Source: the annotation of a GenBank genome assembly
UAAAAAUAGACUAAACGGGUAAUUAAAAUAAUAACCCGUUUUCGUGGUGUUGAUCGGACUCGCCCUUACCCGGCCGCUCUGUCCCGGUCGCCGUCCUGAUUUUGAGAACAUAGGUGGAAACAAGAAAAUUUGGAAGGACGCAAUGGCAAGGAAAAACGACAUUGUAACCGCCACCAGCCUCCUCAACACCACAAGACUGUCUCCAGAUUUAUCUUCGGAUUCCAUCCGUCUGCUCGAUGACUUCAUGAGAUCCAUCGGAGUUUACGGGACUAGCUUUCCUCCUGAAUACCAGGCCAGGGGCGCUUUCUGUCACCUUACUCAAGGUGUCCUCCAUGUCCACCACAUCCAUCCUGGGAAACUCACGUGCCUGCUCGUCGUCAAACCUGCUAUCAUGAAUGGUUUUGGUGGGAUGCAUGGGGGUGCGGUUGGUGCAAUAGCUGAGAGAGUGGCGAUUGCUUGUGCUAGAACAGUUGUGGGAAAGGAUAGAGAGCUAUUUCUUGGAGACUUAAGCAUGUCUUACCUCUCAUCUGCUCCUCUUAAUGCAGAAGUGAUGAUUCAUGGAUCUGUAGUUAGGAGUGGAAGAAGUAUAACUGUAGUUGCUAUGGAAUUUAAACUGAAGGACUCCGAUAAAUUGGUUUACAUUUCUCGUGCAACUUUCUAUCAUACACCAGCUGCAAGUUUGUGAACGGGCAAUUCUUUGCUCAAACAGGUUAACCUUGCUACAACAGACUGGUGUUGCAUCCAGUUUCGAGGGCAUGCCUUCCUGUUUUAUUGAUAUUCAUUUUAGCGUUUUGGUUACUUUUUGGUACAUAUGAGUCUCCAUCCCAUAACACUCUUCAUGCUUCAUUUUCGAGAUGCCCAAAAUAAAGAGUUGUGCGGUUAAUAAAAUGGAGAGACAAUAACUGGAUGGGUAGUGUAAAGGCACCAGCGUACACAUCUAUUUAUCACUUUGCAUAGUUUAUAGAGCUUUAAAUAUGUUGUAUGAGAUGAGACGGUGUCGGUGGUAAGCGCCUAUGUAUUACAAGUGAGGUUAUGGAAUCCGGGUCUAGAAGAAAGCCAGAAAACCUCACCUUGUGAACUAUAAACGUGGAAUCUAUAGUAUCCAAAUUUACUAUUUUUUAGUAUGUAAUACUCUGUAUAUGGAGAAUUAGUUACAAAAUUGGUAAGGUUAUU